GCCAUCAGAGCGGACAGAGCACAGCAACUGUCAAUGAACAACAGCCCAGAGGGGACAAGAGGACACUUAUAGCAAACCAAAUAAAGCAAAGGAACUGGACAGCUUGAAUCUCAGCUUAUCCAAUAAACCAGACACUCCUAGUCCCUUGGAUCUUAUCUGUCAGCACUGGGCAUAUCAAGCUGCCUUGAUUUUUUUAAACCAAGUGUCUCUCCCAUACAUCUAAAGCCACAAAAAAACGUCUCCCUGUGACUCAAAAGAACUUGUAAAGGGAGAAGACCUUAGAGACUAAAGAAAGUUGGGACCGAACCUUGUGGUACACCAGAAAUGCACCAUGGACAAGGACAAAUUCUCACGCAAGACCCUGACUGCACCAGCCCCAUUUGCUGAUGAAUCCAGCUGCCAGUGCCAAGCACCUCAUGAAAAACUGACCAUUGCCCAGGCCCGCUUAGGAACACCAGUUGAUAGGCCUGUUAGAGUGUAUGCAGACGGGAUAUUUGACCUCUUCCACUCAGGUCAUGCAAGGGCACUUAUGCAAGCAAAAACACUGUUUCCCAACAGCUACUUGUUGGUAGGAGUUUGCAGUGAUGACCUUACUCACAAAUUCAAAGGUUUUACUGUGAUGAACGAGGCAGAGAGAUAUGAAGCUCUCAGACACUGUCGCUACGUGGAUGAAGUCAUCAGAGAUGCACCAUGGACUCUUACUCCUGAGUUUCUGGAAAAACACAAGAUUGACUUUGUGGCUCACGAUGACAUUCCAUACUCCUCUGCUGGUUCUGAUGACGUUUAUAAGCAUAUCAAGGAAGCAGGUAUGUUUGUUCCAACACAAAGAACAGAAGGCAUCUCAACAUCAGACAUCAUCACCAGAAUUGUCCGUGACUAUGAUGUAUAUGCCCGGCGUAAUCUCCAGAGAGGGUACACAGCCAAGGAGCUGAAUGUCAGCUUUAUAAACGAGAAGAAGUACCGUUUCCAGAACCAGGUGGACAAGAUGAAAGAAAAGGUCAAGAAUGUGGAAGAAAGAUCAAAGGAAUUUGUUAACAGAGUAGAAGAAAAGAGUCAUGACCUAAUUCAAAAGUGGGAAGAAAAAUCAAGAGAAUUCAUUGGCAACUUCCUGGAACUGUUUGGGCCAGAUGGCGCAUGGAAGCAGAUGUUCCAGGAGAGGAGUAGCCGGAUGCUGCAGGCGUUAUCUCCGAAGCAGAGUCCUGUGAGCAGCCCGACCCGGAGCCGGUCCCCUUCUCGAUCUCCAUCUCCUACCUUCUCCUGGCUCCCAAACAAGACCUCUCCCCCCUCCUCACCCAAAGCAGCCUCAGCCUCCAUCAGCAGCAUGAGUGAAGGGGAUGAGGAUGAGAAGUAAAGGUGCCUGGUCAACAAGAGCACACCACACAGGAUGGGAAGGGCUCCCGGGAUGCCUGGGUGGUAUUGAGAGCUGCAGUUCUGCUGGGAGAUGGGAGUUCUGCCAUGAGAGUUACUAGGGCCAGCUCUUUUUCCUUCUUCAUUCAGUCUGGCCUGGGCUCAGCAUGGAGGUUUCUGACCUGAAACCCCACACAGACCUUCUUAGCAUCCUACCUAGAAGCACCCUCACUUUAGCCCUGCUAUGGAAAAGUUCAGAGCACUCCAUGAAGUGGGAUGGGUUCUUCUUUGGUCUACAUGUCUAUCUGUAGCCAAUAAGCCACCUGCAGAUGUGGCUGCUGCCUUGCCCUGCUCUCUCCAGCCCUCAAAGAGCCUUGCACGUUGCCCCCUAUCACCCACGCUCUCCCAGAAUGAAUUCCCUUCCCACUGAGUUGGCUAAGUGCUUCCCCAAUGGGCAAGUUAAAGGUAAAGUCCAGCCUUCCCAGUUCAGCCACUAAGGCUGGAUGGAAUGCACCAACCCUUUCCCACUUCAGGACCCUGCCUCAGAUGCAGCUUCGCUUUGGUCAGAUAGAAAAGUGUGACCCUUAAUCUCUCAUUCAAAGGACAGUUGUGUCAAGGUGAACUCCACCUAAGGCCUGCCAUGUCUCUGGCUGUACGUUUUCAUCUUUGGCAUGAGGAGACUGUUUUCCUGAAAUUACCUGAAUUGAUGGGAAUCACAACAAGGAAACCCGUCUUAUUUAAAAAAGGAAACAACCACAUAAACCUUCUUAGCAGGAGCUGCUUUGCUUUGGCUCCAUGUAUUGAAGAUGAAAAGUAUCUCUUGGAGCUUCUUAAAGGAUCGGCUCUUUCCAUUUCUGACCACAUCACAGUUCAUAGACUCGAAUAACACAGUUUGAUGUAACAAACACUUAGUAUACCGAUAGGGGGUGCUACCUGCACGUAUCUGUUCUAUGUAUCCUCCAAUACGCCACCCCAGGGUGUAUACCAUAUGCAAUAUGAAUAUAUGGUGGCGGUGUUGGACUCUGUAUCCCUCUCCUGCCCUCCCCCAUGACACACUGCUGAAAUGCUUGAGCUCAAGAACCGCCUGGUUCGCUCCUGACUUGGGCACUUUGUCAAAAGCUCAAUCAAAUGUUAAGAUUCCUGUAGACAUGUUUGUCCCAGAAAAUUCCUGUUGUUCUUCACCCAUGACAUUUUGUGUAAAGGGAAGGCUCCAUCUUUUGAAUGGUCUGAGAGACACUGAAGUUAUUUCUGGCCCUUGCUUCUUCAAAUGGGAUGGAGACUCUCAGAUGACUGGAGAACUACAUGGGGCCACUGUUCCUUAAUCACAUGUAGGGAAUGAGCAGGUCCAGUCAAGGUUUAGAGCUAAUCUCUUAGAUACAAAUAGAAUUUCCUGAUUAUCCUAGUAAAGACAGACAGACAGCACUGCAGCUUGACUGAUGAAGGCCUUAACAUGUAACUGGUGGGCAAAGUCCAGCACCUCCAGUGACAGAAACACCCUCUGCCUUCAGAGGCUUUGGGAACACGCAUUCUGGGGGGUAGGCAGACAAGUGAUAAAGAAAGGUACCUGUCUUUCCCCUUUGUGUUGGGGUCAAACUACCUCCCUGCUCACCUGAAGAUCAGUGGUGACUGUUGCUAAGGCAACCUGGAGCCUCCUUGUUCCUGGUACUUCUUCCAGAAGUUUGCAAAGUGCUCAUGAAAGACAGGGGGUGGCUGGGAACUCAGCCUGGGAGAAAGAAAGUUCUUUUCAUAGUCAAGGCCCUCUCAGAGAAUCACACUCCCGAGGCAAGCGCUUCCAUUCUUCCAUGGUAUCGGUUUGACCUCAGCCUCCCUACCCAGGACAAAUUGUGCGUGUAUGCCUUCUAUUUCAGCCAGCUGACACUUGUGGCAGUGCAGGGACAAGGGGAGCAACUGAGCAAAUGAAGAAGAGGAGAGGACGGUUCUAGAGAGAGAGGGGAAUGAAAGCUAAAAACAUCUACGUUCUUAAGCCACUUUAGCUUGUGUGUGCGGAGACUCUCUGGUUGAGGAAGCCUUUUUAAAAAGUUCUGAUUCUAUGACCCAGGGCAGAUAGGUCCACUUUUACCUAAGUCUUGCUCUGAGGCAGAGAGUGUAAAGGUGACAUAUCAGGUGAGUAUAAUUUUGCAGGCCCUACACACCAUCCUGCCAGGUGCCACAUACAUGACUCAUCAGAGAGCGCCACUGUAGCUGUGAAUGAUGGGAAGUGACAAACAUCAGAAUCAUCAGACACUUAAGUGGGUUUAAACCUCCUCCUCAGUUCGCAACAGCAUCUCCUCACCUUCCCAAAGCCAUGAGCUUUCCACAAAGAAAUGGGACUGAUUCUGCUAGCCAACCUUUGGUCUUUCUUGACCAUCUUGCAGGCCUUCCCAGCCCUGACCCAGUUUACCUCCCCGGCCCACACCUGGGAGGAGCCGUGAAUGCUUUGUGUGGGUUCUUCAGGCAAUUCUCAUGGUCAAGGGCAAGUUAAGGAUCGAAUGACAGCAUAAAGUGUGCUGCAGGCUUGGAGAAAUAAGAAAAGGGAUAGAAGCCAGGGAAUAGGCUCCUUUUCCUCCAGGAAGGGAAAGAAGCUACUUAGGGAAGAUGGAAAAACUGACACUGGAGUUGGUGAGUAUGGGAGGAUUUAUAUUUUCUACUUUCCUUCCAGGCAUCACUAAGAAGGAGGAAGGCUUCCUAUUGUAUCCUUCCAUGGCUAGUGGAUUCCCAUGCAGCAGGUGGGGUCCUGGCCUCUCCAGCUUCUUUGGCAUAUUAGCAAUUCUCAGAUCUCCCCCACCCCCAGAAACCAAGUGCUGACUCUCCAUGUAAACAACAGGGGUGUAGUUGUAAUAUGGUGUAUGGCCCACGUCUGCCACGAAUUGUCAGGAUAACCCAGAGGCAAAGGUAAACCAGCCUUGUGACAGGCUCAGUGUGGCUUCCGACAUGUAGUGGGUGCGGGAGACUCAGCCAUUCUAUGACGUAGGCUACAAGAUACUGCGGUUUCACUGGUGGGUUGUGGCCACAGGAAGAACAUGGCUUAUUUUCCCUCAAUCUUCAGGACUCGUUUUAAUGCCCAGUCCUACCCCACAGACAAGACUGGUUUUCAGGCAUCUACUCAGCAACUCCAGUCUUGUCCUAACCAUCUGAUGAGGAAGGAAGGAAGCAAGCAAGCAAGCAAGCAAGCAAGCAAGCAAGCAAGUGAUAAGUGAGCUCAUUAGGCAAUUUUUUUUACUUCUCUAGUUUUCUGUUGUAUCGCUACAGUGUGUCUGGGGACAAAGCCAUAAGAACAGCCUAUCUACUUAAAAUUCUGCUGUACAUAUAAGCCGAGGGCUCAUCUGGAUUCAAGAAUGAUCUUAUGCCCAAGCAUUUGCUCUGGUGCUGAAUAGUGCAAACUACUGGAACCACCCCGCCCCCACCACUGAAACCCCUAGACCCAAUCCAGUCCCCUGAUCCCAAAUGGACCACAGUAUUCCCAACUUGUUUAUAAAUAAAGGGACGCAGAGUCACA
Mus pahari (shrew mouse) is the source of this 4843-nucleotide messenger RNA. It is a transcript of the gene Pcyt1b, whose product is annotated as phosphate cytidylyltransferase 1, choline, beta. The record is from RefSeq and is a predicted model, not a curated record. Bases 332 to 1351 code for a protein of 339 amino acids. Lineage: Eukaryota; Metazoa; Chordata; Mammalia; Rodentia; Muridae. Gene Ontology annotation, molecular function: choline-phosphate cytidylyltransferase activity; phosphatidylcholine binding. The transcript is spliced from 8 exons. Gene Ontology annotation, biological process: CDP-choline pathway.